Pungitius pungitius (ninespine stickleback) is the source of this 4273-nucleotide messenger RNA. RefSeq names its product ORMDL sphingolipid biosynthesis regulator 3 (gene ormdl3). The record is from RefSeq and is a predicted model, not a curated record. The coding region runs from base 1324 to 1785 and encodes 153 amino acids. The transcript is spliced from 4 exons. Gene Ontology annotation, cellular component: endoplasmic reticulum membrane. Gene Ontology annotation, biological process: ceramide metabolic process; intracellular sphingolipid homeostasis; sphingolipid biosynthetic process. NCBI's taxonomy places the organism in Eukaryota, Metazoa, Chordata, Actinopteri, Perciformes, Gasterosteidae.
CUGUCGUGCACAGUUCGCAUAUGAACAGAGCUCUUGGUUUACAAAGCUACUACGGCUAAAGUACCCGAGGCCACAAGUGCUCUGGCGGGCCGGCCGAACCCGUCUCAUGCCACUCAUCGCAGGGAUGCCCUUAGAAACAGUGGGUGUCAUGUGACAUUACAAACAAGUAGAACACAGCUGACCCCUUUGGCCUCGGGCUGCUAUGGGCCUAAAUUCGUGUCAAGGGAGGGAGAACAUGACACUGUUGAUCUUUGAUUUUCGGGCCGGGCUAUUGGCCUCGGCUAUGUCUCCUCUGUACCUGGGUCCAUUGGUAUUUGUUUCGUACUUUGAUGUCAACCCGAGAGCCACCAGAGCCACUGGCUGUUUUAAUUCAACAUAAAUGACGUCUGAAGAACAGUCGUCGACACAUUGGCAUGUCGACUGAAGCAGAAGAUGUAUUUCAAUUCACAUGGUCACAUGGUCCAGAAUGUCCACAAUUAAGGGAUCUCCUAAGGAAUCGCUGUACUUAUUCAACUAUCACCAAAUUGUUUGCAAUGUAUUAUAUUGUAUGUGCUGCAGUAAGAGAAAAAAAACUCUUAAACAUAGGACUUCUUUUCUAAAUUUUAACAUUUUUUUAUUGCCUACGGACAUAUGUCAUUCAUUCAUAUUAUGUGACUAAUUAGAAUUUCCAUAUAUAUGUAUUAUUAUUAUAUAUUUUUUAUUUUUCUGCCGUAUCCUUUACUCCCGCCUCCGCUGUGACGUUGAAUUUGGGGCGGUGCGUGAUCGACGUUCUGCAAAAAAAAUGCAUCCGACGCCAAUAGGCCAGCCUUGGCCACGUGACACGCAGCAGCCAAUACGGGCAGGAUAGGAAGCGUAAAAAAAGAAGAAGCUCAGCCUCAUACUAGGGCUGUGCAAACGAAUAGCGGUGACGUGACGUCAUGAGCCGUGCUGUGUUGUCACCAGCUGUUGUCUGGAAAACGAAGGGGGGAGAAAAAAAAAGUGUCCGUGUCGACACGAGCGCACCCGCGUACACGUAUAGACACACAAAACACGCACAGCUGCUCGCUUCCGAGCCGAGAGACGGUACCGGAUGACCGGCGGGAAAGCACCGGAGCCUCCACAGUCCGCCGGUGCUGGUAGAGCCGUUACGUAACCGAAGGCAUCGAUGAGACGACGGUGAUAACGGACCAGUGCCGAUACAGGUCGGAGUUGAAGACAUUGCCCUCCUCUGCUCAGACUCAUUGUGGGUUCAACCCCAUCCGGCCACGUCGCACCGGGCAGCAGGAGUGCCCCCCCCCCCCCCUCUCCCCGCCAAGGCUAAGCGCCACCACCAGCGCCGUCGCCAUGAACGUGGGCACGGCGCACAGCGAGGUGAACCCAAACACCCGCGUGAUGAACAGCAGGGGCAUGUGGCUGUCCUACAUCCUGGGCAUCGGCCUGCUGCACGUCAUCCUGCUCAGCGUCCCCUUCGCCAGCGUGCCCGCCGUCUGGACCCUCACCAACCUCAUCCACAACCUGUGCAUGUACCUCCUGCUCCACGCGGUCAAAGGGACGCCCUUUGAGACCCCGGAUCAGGGCAAGGCUCGCCUCAUGACGUACUGGGAGCAGAUGGACUACGGCGUGCAGUUCACGGCUUCGCGCAAGUUCCUCACCAUCACGCCGAUUGUCCUGUACAUUCUGACCAGCUUCUACACCAAAUACGACCGGGCCCAUUUCGUGGUCAACACGCUCUCUUUGCUCACGGUGCUCAUCCCCAAGCUGCCCCAGCUGCACGGCGUGAGGAUCUUUGGGAUUAAUAAGUACUGAUGAGGGGGAAGAAGACGCCCCCCCCCCCCUCUUCGGUGGACCAGCCGAGCGCACGUCACGAGGACUUUUGGAUUUUUGGAUUUGUGGCUCUGACCGAAGCCCACUGCGGCCAUGAGACCAGAUACUCUUCUUUCUCACAGACACUUUGAAGAAGAAGAAGAAAAAAAGCGUUGUGAUUUGUUCCAUUUCUGCUGAUGUGUCGCACGCGCAUCGCGUGCCGUGUCACACCCGAAGGCUGUAAUCAGAAGUUAUUUGGUCUCCCAACGCCACGCUUUGCUUCGAGGAGCGAAACAAUACUUUAAUGACAUGGUGCAGGGGGGGAGGGGGGAGGGGGCGAGACGCGAGAAACCCACACGGUUCUAUAUUUAGAGCCCAGACCGCAGAGUACAGGCGCUUUGUAUCGGAAUCUGACCACUUCCAUAUUUGGACUGCCCUUGUCCUGGCUGGUGUCUGCAGGAACACAUGAUGUCAGUAACAGGACUCUCAGUUUGACAUCUGGGACCCGGAGUUCCACACAGACGCUAAUGCUCCUUUCACAGCCUCAUUGUGUUUGAUUGGGUGCAGAUGUUGAAAUUCUCCCUUCUUUUCCCCCCAGCGCGUCGAUGGGAUUUAGGAUGCAUGGAAGCGGCGGUUAUACAGUAGCAUGUACUGAAGGGAUUAAUGUCACCGCACCGGCUGCUCUGUAUUGGAGUAAGAAUGUCUGACGGCAACAUAGUUCUUGUUCCUUUUUAUGAAAACAAGUGUUUCCUCCAUUGCGAGUCCAGUGCUUCUGUGCGAUCUUGUUUCUAGCAGCGGAGGUCCGACGAGUCCGUGGAGCGGAUCAGAAUGUUGAUGUAAUAAUAUUAAAGGGGAAAUAGGACGCCCACAUUCAGGUUCACACUUGUGUUUUGGGUUUCUACUAGAACAUGUUUACACGCUUAAAUGCUGGAGAUCUCUUUGGGCCGAUGAAAAGUACAGUUGAAAGAAAAACCGAUAAAUGUAGGAAACAUCAGAGUAAUGUUUUGAAACUAUGUUGCUGCUGCCUCGAUAAGCAAAACGAGACUGAAGGUCUUCUUUCUUUAAUGGGAAAUAUGUUAAAUUAGGAGUAGUAGUACCAGUAGUAGCCAUAGUAGCAUAAAAACUAAUAUUACUGACGGGGCACAGUCAGUAAGUGCAAAUAUCAGUCUCAUCUUUUGUGUAAGACAAAAGGACAUUAAACCAUCAUCAUGUGAUUUAUGAUUCUUCAUAUGAAUUUAUCGCUGAACCUUAAACAAGCUCUGUUGUUGUCUGGUAGAAGGAUUGAUAAAGUGCUUUUAAGGAGCGCUUACUCUCUUGGAAGAAGGUCGAUGCGACGCGAUGUCUUUUGUUUGUUGAUCAGUGAUCUUCUGUCUCACCCAAAAUACACUCAUUUUUAAGCAUCAGCUCAAAGCCCUUUCUUGUUUUUGUGCUGUUGUCGUGUCGGAUUGAGGACAUUUGUCGGAUUCAACAGGACACACAAAGCAUUUUAUAUUGGUUUAUUAACAGUUAAAUGAACAGAGCUCAUUGGCACCUUUUAUCACCAAUAAGUCGUAAAGUUCGAGCCUCCGAUAGAUGUUACCAUACAUCUCCGUACCUCUUUUAUUUCACACCGGUUGCCUCGACGCCGGCUGCUCCGCUAAUAAUCCACUUUUAUCCCGGCGCUGCAAGCCGAUACAGGCGCUGUCUCUGCGUCACGCAACACCGCAGCCUCGUUUAAACAUUGAUUCAGUGAAAGUAGUGACGAGCCCCUCGGAGUCGAUUUAUAAACUCUGGUAUUAACCAUCAGGCAGUUCGACGUGAUCACCGCUUGUUCUGUGCAUGAGGGAGGCAGGGAAGUGGAAUUUAUCGAUGAACAUGAACAUCGCAGUUAGCGUUUAAAAGAAUCCUUCUGACUCUAAUGUUGACGUAAAUGAGUAAUUCUUCAGUAUGACAAAGUUACACAAAGGGGUUCACAUAAAACAUGUCACUGUGCACCUUCUAACCCCCUUAAUGAGUUUACUGAAUUAGAUAUUGCUGCUGUUGGACAAGAUAUUUAAAAAUGUAAAUAUAUAUUUUAAAUCCUCCACAAAACCUUUUUUUUUUUUAAAGGAAUUUAUGAGAAAGGGAACAUUGCUUUUCUCUUAAAAACGAAAUGGCGAGGUUUCUAUCUAAUAUAAGAAGCAGGCAUGUUUGUGGAAUCAUCUCUAUUACAUUAAAAUAAAUAAAUACCUUUUCCCCCCCCCAUGCAUUCGCAAAAUGUUUUGGUUUUGAGCUUUAAGAGGCCGGCGCCUUAGGAGCUCUGUGGUUCCUUAACGUAGUACUGGAGCAAACACAGGAUCCCUCCAGCAGAGGGCAGCAGACCGCUGUCAUCGGCCUUAAUGUGAAGCUCAAAUUAUUGGUCUCCUUUCUCUCUCUUGUCUUUGUGUCCACAGGUUUUCUCAUUCACUCCUGCGUGCUCAUCCACAUGCGCGGCCUCGUGCACGUCACCGGAACAGACCCUAACCCCCCCCCC